Molecule: messenger RNA, 1959 nt
Organism: Scleropages formosus (Asian bonytongue)
Lineage: Eukaryota; Metazoa; Chordata; Actinopteri; Osteoglossiformes; Osteoglossidae
Product: protein Wnt-7b
Exons: 4
Coding region: 355-1416 (353 amino acids)
Biological process (GO): canonical Wnt signaling pathway; multicellular organism development; neuron differentiation
Cellular component (GO): extracellular region
Molecular function (GO): frizzled binding; cytokine activity
Source: RefSeq, a predicted model, not a curated record
GCCGCGUGCUCCCCGAGUGGGCGGAUUGCAGCUGCUCUCUGCCCAAUGGCAGCCUCCUCUCUUAUAAGAGCGCAGGAAAGGCGCUUCUCCGUCGCCCGAAAUCCUCGAAACCAUCAUCCUCAUCCUCAUUCUCAGCCUCCUCCUCGGCAUCGUCAUCGGUAGCAGCAUCAGCACUCGGGCUGCAGAGCCGCACUCCGCACGAGCCUCCGGCGCCGAGACAUGAGAGGCGCGGCGCGGCGCGCGCACCUCCACAUCUGCGCCGAGGCGCGAGGGGACUGGUGAAGCGCGGCGCGAGCGAGGGAUCCCCGAGCGAAGGAGAGCGAGCGGGACGCGGCCCGUUUGCUGGAUGCCACCAUGAUCAUCUUGUCGUGGCGCAGCGUGCUGCUGUCCGUGUACUACCCGCAGAUCUUCCUCAUCCUCACGAGCGGCAGCUACCUGGCCCUGUCCUCUGUGGUGGCCUUGGGUGCCAACAUCAUCUGCAACAAGAUCCCAGGCUUGGCCCCCCGGCAGCGCGCCAUCUGCCAGAGCCGCCCUGACGCCAUCAUCAUCAUCGGUGAGGGUGCGCAGCUGGGGAUCAAUGAAUGUCAGUACCAGUUUCGCUACGGUCGCUGGAACUGCUCAGCCUUGGGCGAGAAGACUGUCUUUGGCCAGGAGCUCCGAGUAGGCAGCAGGGAAGCGGCGUUCACCUACGCCAUCACGGCGGCAGGAGUUGCCCACGCAAUCACGGCGGCUUGCAGCCAGGGCAACCUGAGCCACUGCGGGUGUGACCGCGAGAAGCAGGGCUACUACAACCAGGAGGAGGGCUGGAAGUGGGGUGGCUGCUCAGCAGACAUCAAGUACGGCAUCGAUUUCUCCCGAAGGUUCGUAGACGCCCGCGAGAUCAAAAAAAACGCCAGGAGGCUGAUGAAUCUACAUAACAAUGAGGCAGGAAGAAAGGUUCUGGAGGAGCGGAUGAAGCUGGAAUGCAAAUGUCACGGAGUCUCGGGCUCCUGCACCACCAAGACCUGCUGGACCACGCUGCCCAAAUUCCGGGAGAUUGGCUAUAUCCUGAAGGACAAGUACAACAAGGCAGUGCACGUAGAGGUGGUGCGCGCUAGCCGGCUGCGGCAGCCCACCUUCCUGAAGGUGAAGAAAAGCCAGGGUUAUCGAAAACCCAUGGACACAGACCUGGUGUACAUCGAGCGCUCGCCCAAUUACUGCGAGGAGGAUGCCACCACCGGCAGCGUGGGUACCCAGGGACGGCUCUGCAACCGCACGUCCCCGCACACGGACGGCUGCGACCUGAUGUGCUGCGGCCGGGGCUACAACACGCACCAGUACACCAAGGUGUGGCAAUGCAACUGCAAGUUCCAGUGGUGCUGCUUUGUCAAGUGCAACACCUGCUCCGAGCGGACGGAGGUGUUCACGUGCAAGUAACGGCUGGAAGAGGAUCUGCCAGGUCUGCGACGAACAGCCUUCGGGAGACAACAAGAUCAUCGAAAGGACUGGAAUUUACAAUCAGUUCUCCAUGGCACUGUUUUGCACAUCAGAAAAUCUAUUUGCUUUAAUAUAAUAAAGGUUAAAAUCAAUAGGUAAAAUCCCACUUCCGUACUGAUGAAAGAAUGGCGUGUUCUGUAUGCACUAAAGUGUCCGGUCUGACUGAAAGUUGUGGCUUGUAGGAUACAAAUGGUGCUCUGCACCUGGAAGUGUGCGGUGCACUCUGGAAUAUUUAGUUCUGUAUUUCCAAGGGACCGCUUGUCAAGAGCAUGUAACCAUUUCAACAUACCGUGGAGCAUCACGGCGUCGUUACAUUUUUCGUAGAGCAACUAAGUUAACGAUUAUUCUUGAGCGUGAAGGUCAUCCUUUUAGGCUGACGAAGUCAAGGUUUCUCGAGGGGCAGAGAACGUGAAAAGGACAAGUCUAUGUACUGGAUUCUUCUUUUUAGGUAUGUCGGAAUAAAGAAGGGUGGGGUGGCGUGGC